Messenger RNA from Sphaerulina musiva SO2202, 747 nucleotides. Its product is annotated as complex I intermediate-associated protein 30, mitochondrial precursor. The annotation marks the transcript as partial. The record is from RefSeq and is a predicted model, not a curated record. The transcript has a single exon. Gene Ontology annotation, cellular component: mitochondrion. Gene Ontology annotation, biological process: mitochondrial respiratory chain complex I assembly; mitochondrial electron transport, NADH to ubiquinone. NCBI's taxonomy places the organism in Eukaryota, Fungi, Ascomycota, Dothideomycetes, Mycosphaerellales, Mycosphaerellaceae.
CCAGGUUUCUUUCGACGCAGCAUGGAUGAAUUCAAACGCCAGGCCAAGUUCGCCGUCAAAAUGGAAGGUCUCCACAUUCCCAUCAAGCCCUAUCCCCUCAUCAAAUUCGACGAAAAGCUCUCGCCCGAACGCUGCAAGAUCAUGUGCGAUUCCGAUGUUGGGGGUUUCUCGCGUGCCAGCUUGACAUAUGUGGAUGGCGCGGAGCACAUGGAAAGGACAAUCGGGGAAGGAGAAAGUGACAGUAAGAAAGGCGGAGUCAUAAUAUCAGAGCCGGGAAAAGAACCCAGUCAUGCAGUUUUCAAGGGCACGAUAAGUACAGAUCUUCCUCAGAAUCGACCGCAGAUUCAGAGAAGUGGAUAUGCGGGCUUUCGGACACGCGAUCGGGGAUUGAGCUUAUUUGGGAAACUUUUGUGGGACCUGUCACCAUACUCAUACCUUGCCUUGCGCAUCAAAAGUGAUGGGAGGAAGUACUUUGUCAACUUCCAGACGGAAUCCAUCGUUCCUACGGACUUGCACCAGCAUUUGCUCCCGUCCAGUACACCUGGAGAGUGGGAGACUGUCACCAUACCUUUCAGCGCGUUUGUGCGUACGAAUUAUGGACAGGUCGUAGAGCCCCAGAGGGAGAUGAUGAGUACCAAAGUCAGGUCGGUGGGGAUCAGUUUGAUUGAUCGUGUGCCUGGUCAAUUCGAGCUGGCUGUGGCGGAUAUCUAUGCCACGAAUCGCGCUCCGGAGAGGAAGAGUGGACAA